AUGUCAUCUCCCAACAUUCUCCAUCUCAACCAGUCUGGCCCCACUGAGUUUGUGUUCCGGGUGUUCACCACUUCCCCCAGGAUCCAGGCCCUCCUCUUCUGUUUCUUCCUUCUCCUCUAUGUGAUGAUCUUGUGUGGCAACACUACCAUCAUCUGCAUUGUGUGUACCCACAGCUCCUUGCACACCCCCAUGUACUUCUUCCUGUCUAACUUAUCCUUUCUGGAGAUCUGUUACACGACUACUGUGGUACCAUUGAUGCUUUCCAACAUCUUUGGGGCCCAGAAGCCCAUUCCAUUGGCUGGCUGUUCAGCUCAGAUGUUCAUAUUUCUUACUCUUGGGGGUGAUGAUUGUUUUCUAUUGGCUAUUAUGGCAUAUGACCGCUAUGUGGCCAUCUGUCAUCCCUUACAUUACACCCUAAUUAUGACCCAGAAGCGAUGUAUCCAGCUGGUGGUUGGUUCCUUGAGCCUAGCUCUUCUCCUUGAACUUCAGCUCACAGUACUUAUCUGUACUCUGCCAUUCUGUGGGCAUAUUCUGGAAAUCAACCACUUCCUGUGUGAUGCCCCACCUGUCCUACGCCUGGCCUGUGGGGAUAUCAAAAUGCACCAAGCCAUUCUAUUUAUGGUGGGUACCCUUGUGCUCACCGUCCCCUUCCUGCUCAUCUCCAUCUCCUACAUCUUCAUCGCCAACACCAUUCUACGUAUCCGGUCUGCUGAGGGACGUCGGCGUGCUUUUUCAACCUGCUCUUCACAUCUUUCUGUGGUGUUACUACAAUAUGGAUGUGCUAGUCUGGUCUACAUGCGUCCAAGGUCCAGUACCUCUGAGGAUGAGGAUCGGCAGCUCGCUUUGGUUUAUACUUUUGUCAUUCCUCUGCUCAACCCCCUCAUUUACACUCUACGGAACAAAGAUGUCAAAGAUGCACUGAAAAAAUCCAUGAAAUGCAAAAGAACUUCUGAAAUCCAAUAA
Molecule: messenger RNA, 963 nt
Organism: Vombatus ursinus (common wombat)
Lineage: Eukaryota; Metazoa; Chordata; Mammalia; Diprotodontia; Vombatidae
Product: olfactory receptor 10Q1-like
Exons: 1
Coding region: 1-963 (320 amino acids)
Biological process (GO): G protein-coupled receptor signaling pathway
Cellular component (GO): membrane
Molecular function (GO): G protein-coupled receptor activity; olfactory receptor activity
Source: RefSeq, a predicted model, not a curated record